AUCUAAGCUGCGACCGCACGAGACGAGACAGGACGCGCGCGCGUUUACUUUCACUUUGACUGCUCACGCGCGGCACGCUGGUCGGAGAAAUGUUUUGGAUCCAGAGUGAAGAGUGAAGUGUUUCACCGUGGAAUGUUAUUUGCUUUUAGAAGACCACGGACCAGUCCAAGCAUAUUUUGCAUUCGGCUUUAUUUCCCAACAUGCCUGGAUUAAAACCAGCUCCGGUGUUUAUGACAUGGAGAACUUUAUGAACUUGUUCGCCUGCUCAUGAUGGACUGCUGGAUUUUUAAAUUCUGUGCCAUUACUAUGGCAUGUCACGUGACCGUUGUGGUCCUCCUGUGCCAACUAGUGACUGCUGCGUUCCCGCUGGAGAUCGGAGGUUAUGAUGGUGGUGAGUGGGGCAGACCGACAAAAUGCGAGAAGAUCACCAUUCCUAUGUGCCAAGGAAUCGGGUACAACAUGACCAGGAUGCCCAACUUCAUGAAAUAUGAUAGUCAAGAGGAGGCAAGUAGAAAACUCAGCGAAUUUGCUCCUCUGGUGGAAUACGGCUGUGAUGUGCACCUCCGCUUCUUCCUGUGUUCCCUCUAUGUGCCCAUGUGUACAGACAAAGUGUCCAACACUAUCCCGGCAUGCCGGCCUAUGUGCGAGCAAGCGAGGCAGAAAUGCUCUCCUAUUAUGGAGCAAUUCAGAUUCAGCUGGCCAGAUUCGUUGAACUGUUCCAAGCUGCCAACCAAUAAUGACCCUAAUUCACUGUGCAUUGAGGCUCCAGAGAAUGACACAGUGCCUGAGACUAGGAAAGGAGAAGGCAUGCUACCUGUUCCUGCCAGACCCAGGCAGUCUGGUAGCGGGCAUGAACAAUCAUCUGGGUCUUGUGAGAACCAGGAGAAGUACCAGUAUGUGGAGAGGAGCAAGUCAUGUGCACCACGAUGCACCCCUACUGUAGAUGUGUUCUGGUCCAGGCAAGACAAGGAUUUUGCUUUUAUCUGGAUGGUCGUGUGGUCUACUCUUUGCUUCGUCUCGACUGCAUUCACAGUCCUCACCUUCCUCCUGGACCCACAACGCUUUCAGUACCCUGAGAGGCCUAUUAUCUUCCUGUCCAUGUGCUACAACGUCUACUCGGUGGCUUUCAUCAUCCGUUCUGUGGCAGGCGCUGAGAACAUUGCCUGUGACAGGGAAAAUGGGCAGCUUUAUAUCAUACAAGAGGGCUUAGAGAGCACAGGCUGUACCAUAGUCUUCCUCAUUCUGUAUUACUUUGGCAUGGCCAGCUCUAUCUGGUGGGUCAUUCUCGCACUUACCUGGUUCCUUGCAGCUGGCAGGAAAUGGGGGCAUGAAGCCAUCGAGGCUCACAGCAGCUACUUUCACAUGAUCGCCUGGGGCAUCCCGGCUUUGAAGACCAUAAUCAUUCUCACCAUGCGCAAAGUGGCAGGUGAUGAGUUGACCGGACUGUGCUACGUUGGUAGUAUGGACACCAACGCUUUAACCGGGUUUGUUCUCAUCCCUCUUUCCUGCUAUCUGAUCAUCGGUACCUCUUUUGUCCUUACCGGUUUUGUUGCACUGUUCCACAUCCGUAAGAUCAUGAAAACCGAGGGCACCAACACAGAAAAGCUGGAAAAGCUCAUGUUUAAGAUCGGCAUCUUCUCUGUCCUUUACACCGUCCCCGCUACUUGCGUGAUCAUCUGCUACUUCUACGAGAGACUCAACAUGGACUACUGGAAGUUUCGUGCCCUGAAGAGCAAGUGCGUCUCUUUUCCUGGACGAAGGGUUGAGGACUGCUCGCUGGAGUCUUCUGUGCCUACUGUAGCAGUGUUCAUGCUGAAGAUAUUCAUGUCCUUAGUGGUGGGCAUUACCAGUGGGGUCUGGGUGUGGAGCUCAAAGACUCUUCAGACUUGGCAAGGCUUGUGCACCAGGAGGUUGUCCAUGAGGACGACUCACAAACCCUGUCCGAGCAUCAACUGCAGCAGCUCCCACUGUCAUUACAAAGUGACUGCAUUCCAUGCAAACAAAAGUGACUCGUGCGCAGACAGUCCCACGAGGGUUUGACAAACUGGUGGCACUUUGGAUGUAAUUUGACAUCAUUUGAACAAAACGGGCAUCUUAAAUGCCUACCCUUGUCAACAAAAGCAUUUAAAAGCUUCAGCCAUAUAAAACAGAAACAGUAAAGGCAAAGACUGUAACAGGUCAUGCUGAGUGAUGGCACGGUUUUGUGGUGCAACUGAAAUGUAAAUACAGACUUCAACAUUUCAUCUUGAACUUAUUAAUUUAUUACAGCUAUUUAAGUAUUGCUUGUCAAUGAAUGCACUAUACUGUACAUAUAAAAAGAUGCUCUGAAUAGCAGGGUGUAAGAAUUUGGAAAUAUUGUGUGUAUAUAUAAAUAUUUUUUGGAUGAUAGAAUAAUAAAAAUGAUGUAUAUAUUUUU
Neoarius graeffei (lesser salmon catfish) is the source of this 2416-nucleotide messenger RNA. It is a transcript of the gene fzd9a, whose product is annotated as frizzled class receptor 9a. Gene Ontology annotation, cellular component: plasma membrane. The transcript has a single exon. The record is from RefSeq and is a predicted model, not a curated record. Gene Ontology annotation, molecular function: Wnt receptor activity; Wnt-protein binding. Lineage: Eukaryota; Metazoa; Chordata; Actinopteri; Siluriformes; Ariidae. Bases 268 to 2040 code for a protein of 590 amino acids. Gene Ontology annotation, biological process: canonical Wnt signaling pathway; non-canonical Wnt signaling pathway.